CGAGGCCGCCUGGCUGCCGGGAGGAAGGCCGCGCGGUGCCUCGGAGGCGGAGGGCGUUGGAGCCCGGGGCUGUCAUUGUCUCCGCAGGGGCAGGUGCGUCGGGAACGCCGUCCGGGUGUGCUCCUGGCUGCCCUUGUUCUCGGGGGAACGGGCUGGGGGCGUUCCGUUGGGAGACCCGCCCUGCUCUCGAGGCCGGCCUCUGCUCGCCCUCCUCUGCCCAAAAGGAACAUCCAGAUUGUGUGGGUCAUUUCAGCUAAACAGCCCGUGCGCCUCUCCCCCCACCUUUGUUAGAAAGUUUGGAAAGCAGUUUUUCAUGGGCACACUUCCGAACGGAAGUCGACUCCUCCUGACGUCACAUGCCAGAGCUUCCGCUAGUUCUUUUGGACCCUUCCCUUCUAGAUAAAGGCCGUUGCCGACUCUCCUGGAACUCGCUGAAAAACCAAAACUCCAAUUCUUCUGACCCCGAAACAAAAUGGAGGCUUUAGAAGUGGAGGAUAUCAGCCCAGCCUUGGAGGUAACCGAAGACUUUUUUAACACCUUCGAUGCCAAGCUCGAGUGCGUGCAGCCGCCAAAGGUUUAUGGGAUCCAGGAGGUUCCGGAACUUGUUGGGCAUGAAGUGUUUAAUAAGAUUGCAGCCUGUGGAGACUUCAGGAGCAUGGCCUCUUUAGGGGAGAACAGCCUCGUUUGGGAACACUGCAAAAACGGCCUUCUGGAAGCCCAAGUGGAGAAAGCGUUUCCUGCCAAAGAGCGCCUUGGAGUUCAGAGGGGAACAGUUCCUGACAACCUUUCCUGGGUGGAGCAGAGGGAGGAGUCCACUUUUAACAUCUUCAACAUAGGCCAGAGGAGGAGGGAGCGGCCCCACUCGGUGAACGACAUCAUAGUGCAAAGCGAGGAGGUGGCCUUCAAGCCAGGCCAUAACCGGUCCCGGUCCGAUAUCAGCCACAUAGACUGGGGGGUGGUCUUAAAUGGCACACCUCCGCAGCAACCCUCUAGUCAAGGCAACAGAAACCCUAAGCUUACAUUCAUGCCAACUGGAUUUCAGAAAGGAGAGGACAUUCAAGGGAACACUGAACACAAGGCAGCGUUCUCAAAUAUCUUGAAGAAAGGCUACCUAGAAAUUAAGAACCAUGAUGGCUUUUGGCAGGCCUGUUAUGCAGAGCUCUCUCCCUGCAAACUGUACCUGUAUCACCUUGACAGAAGCGGCAACCAAACUCUUCCUACCAUCUACCUGCUUGUGCAUUUCCAAAGCAUCAAUGUGGAAACCAAGGUGGUUGACGCCGUUCUCUUCAACAACUCCCAUCUCCAGCUCAAGGCGGAAUCGCCGUGGGAAGCCUUGGACUGGGGACAGAAGCUUUGGGAAGCUGUGCGUUCUUCGGUGCCAUCUUUCCUGAAGCCUCUGGGACAGGUGGAGAACGCGCAGAAGUUAGAUAACGCUCAGUGUGGCCUCGCUCCGAAUCCUGGCUCGUGGAAGGAACCUCCGGAAUGUUUCCAAACGACUCCUUUGGCCCCAAACAUGAAAGACUACCAAACUGUCCUCAAAUCCGGGACUCUUUACAGACUGACGCUCCAGAAUAACUGGAAAGCGUUCCAUUUUGUGCUCAGCCAGUCUUUCUUCAUGGCUUUCCAGCCUGGCGGGCUUGACGAAGACCCCAUGUUCAGCUACAGCAUUGACACGUGCCUCUCGGUCCAGGUGGAUGUUCUAGACGAUUGUGACUCUUGCUUUCAGGUGAUCUUUCCUCAAGACGUGCUCCGCCUACGUGCGGAAACCCGCCCAAGAGCUCAGGAAUGGAUGGAGGCCUUGAAGUCUGGCGCCAAUGCGGCUCGAAGCCUGGGUCCAAACCCGCAAGUGACGCUCCGAAACAAAGCCCAAGACCUCUCUAGUGGGAAAGAGCUGCGGAGCAUCAAGCGCCAUUCGGUGACCACCAGCUUUCUGAGCAUCCUGACCACCUUGUCUUUGGAAAGAGGGCUGACGGCCCAGAGCUUCAAGUGUGCAGGCUGUCAGCGUUCCAUAGGCCUAUCCAACGGCAAAGCAAAGGUGUGCAGCUACAGUGGCUGGUAUUACUGCUGCACUUGCCACGUGGACGACACCUUUCUCAUUCCUGCGCGGCUGGUUCAUAACUGGGACACUUCAAAAUACAAGGUAUCGAAGCAAGCCAAAGAGUUCCUGGAAUAUGUGUACGAAGAGCCCUUGAUUGACGUCCAGCAGGAAAAUCCUAUGUUGUACAGACACGUUGAGCCGCUGGCAACUGUGGUCCGCCUGAGACAGCAGCUGAAAUCCCUCCGAGCUUAUUUAUUCAGCUGCCGAGCAGCGGUGGCCGAAGACCUGCGAAGGAGAAUUUUCCCCAGAGAGUACCUUCUCCAGCAAAUCCACCUAUAUUCCCUUGCAGACCUACAGCAGGUUAUUGAAGGGAAACUGGCCCCUUUCCUUGGUAAGGUAAUCAAGUUUGCCUCUUCCCAUGUGUACAGCUGCAGCCUUUGUAGUCAAAAGGGAUUCCUCUGUGAGAUCUGCAAUAAUGGAGAGAUCCUCUACCCCUUUGAGGACAUUUCAACAAGCAGAUGCGAGAGCUGUGGUGCCCUCUUCCAUUCAGAAUGCAAAGUGAAGUCUGUCCCUUGCCCCCGGUGUGUGCGGAGGGAGCUCCAGAUGAAGCAGAAGUCUUUCUGGAGAAGGUUGAACAUGGACGAAAGCCUGGGCGAGUCUUGCAACACGUUUGAACUGUCUUACCAGAACACUUGACUUGAAGGAAAACGUCAGCAGUCUGCAAGGAUCCCUUUACUACUGUGGAAGAAACGUUUCUGAGGCAACUUUGCUCCACCGGCAGAAUCCUUUACUGCAAAAAGCUUAGCUUUGGGGUUAUGGAAUAUCCAGGGUUGAAGGUACCAAGAAUGAGCAGAGUUGACAGAGGCUAAAUUGCAUUCGAGAAGUCCAGGUGAAGCAGCUGGUCUCAAGCCAAAUGUAGUUUACUUGAAAUAUAUCCUAGUACCUUUGCACCUGCUUUUCUGGUUAGAGGCAUCUGCUGUGUGUGUAUUAUUUAUUACUGUACUUCCAAGUGGAAGAUUUUGCAGAAUGAGCCUCGGCAGCAACGAUAUUUAAAACUCAUAGACUACUUUGGGAAGCGCCUGCGAAUUAGUGGAGUUUGCCUCCAGUUUAGAAAGUUGCUUUAACAAGCAGCGUGUAAGAACACUCUCCCCUCCCCCAGGGUAAACUUUUGCAAAUCUUUUCGGUUACAAGAUCAGCUUCUCAGAUGAGUACAGAAAUGCACAAAGUCCGUUCUAAAUACAGAAGCAGCACCUGUUUUUAAGACGAGUCACUCGGAACUUUCAACCUGCACAACAUUCCACUCCCCUCAUGUCAUGUUCUUGUUAUGUUCACACCUCUGACGCAAAUGCUACCGAUUGACCUCUUUCGAUGUUAAGUUAGGACAUAUGACGAGUUUAGUAUUAGUUUUUCUGAAAUCUUUUAAAAUUUCUUCCCUCCGUGAGCACAAUAAUGAUGUGGUGCGUUUAGGAUAUCACAGGCUGGGUGCGGGGGUGGUCU
Messenger RNA from Eublepharis macularius, 3535 nucleotides. RefSeq names its product pleckstrin homology domain containing M3 (gene PLEKHM3). The record is from RefSeq and is a predicted model, not a curated record. NCBI's taxonomy places the organism in Eukaryota, Metazoa, Chordata, Lepidosauria, Squamata, Eublepharidae. The transcript has 8 exons. The coding region runs from base 473 to 2734 and encodes 753 amino acids.